AUGGUCUACUUCACCUUACAGAAAUCCCAGAAGUUCUUGGCAACCUCCCGGCAAGUUCACAAAACUGCUGCUCACGUGGUGGCCAGGAGCGCUCCAGAGGAGACCGUGACCAGCAGCUUUGCCUCCUUCAUCCACGCCGUUCGCCCCGAGCACUUGUCCAAGACGGUUUGUCACAGGAGCAAGAGGAUGAUCCUGGACAGCAUCGGGGUGGGCCUGGUGGGCAGCACGACGCCCGUCUUCGACAUCGCUCUGCAGUACUGCCGGGAGCUGUAUUCCCCCGUGGCCGUGAGCUCUGUCUAUGGCAAGCCGGGCGUGAAGCUCUCGCCCACGCUGGCGGCGUUCACCAACGGCGUCGCGACUCACUCCAUGGACUUUGAUGACACCUGGCACCCUGCAACUCACCCGUCGGGGGCUGUUCUGCCAGCUCUCCUGGCAGCUUCCCAGAUGCUGCCUGCAGGCACCAAACCCAACGGCAUGGAUUUCCUGCUGGCGUUCAACGUGGGCCUGGAAGUGCAAGGAAGGCUCAUGCAUUUCUCCACUGAGGCUCACGACAUUCCAAAAAGGUUCCACCCUCCCUCGGUGGUGGGUACCCUGGGCAGUGCCGCAGCCACGGCCAAGCUCCUGUCCCUCAGCACGGCCCAGUGCGCCUCGCUGGCAGGGGCACCCAUGGCCAACGCUGCCACCCAAGCCAAGCCCUUGCACGUGGGCAAUGCCACCCGCCUGGGCUUCGAAGCGGCGCUGCUGGCCGCCCGGGGCAUGGAGGCUAACCCCUUGAUUCUGGAUGACAUCCCUGGCUGCUCGGGCUUCAGCGUCUUCUACAGCGUCUACCAACCCAAGCCGCUGUCCCCGCCAAGCGACCGCCAUGAGUUCCUCCUGGAGAAGCAGGAUAUUGCCUUCAAGAGAUUCCCAGCCCACUUGGGGAUGCACUGGGUGGUGGAUGCUGCUUUGUCUGUCCGGAACCUCUUCAUCAACUACGCGGGGUCCUUCUCUCCGUCUUUGAUCCGCACCAUCGUGCUGAAGAUCCCGGUGUCGAAGUACAUCAACAGGCCUUUCCCCAGCUCUGAACACCAGGCGAGACACUCCUUCCAGUUCAACGCCUGCACUGCCCUCUUGGAUGGUGAGAUGGGCCUCAGCUCCUUCUCGGAGAGCAGCAUCCGUCGCCAAGAGCUGAGGGAGCUGCUGGACAAAGUGGUGGUGGAGCACCCUGAAGACAACGUGGCCAACUUUGACAAGAUGUACGGAGAGGUGGCGCUGCUCCUGCACAGCGGGGACGUCCUGACAGGCAAAUGUGACACUUUCUACGGGCACUGGAGGAAGCCUCUGAGCAAAGAAUCGCUCCUGAAGAAGUUCCGCUCCAACGCCUCUCAUGUCCUUCCAGAAGAAAAAAUAGAGACCAUCAUCGCUACGGUGGACAACCUGGAGAAUCUGUCAGAUAGUUCCCAGCUGGCCUGCAGCCUGUGA
This is a messenger RNA of Merops nubicus (carmine bee-eater), 1461 nucleotides long. Its product is annotated as cis-aconitate decarboxylase-like. Gene Ontology annotation, molecular function: lyase activity. Lineage: Eukaryota; Metazoa; Chordata; Aves; Coraciiformes; Meropidae. The record is from RefSeq and is a predicted model, not a curated record.